AGUCGGCGCGGGAGCGGCCGGCUCGUAUGUGUGCGUUGGCGCCGCCGCGAGGCGGGGACGAGCGGCGCCCGCGGCUGUGCAGAUUCUAGGGCGGCGGCCGUCGCUGCAGCAGCGCCACGGGCGGGGAGGGCCGAGGAGGCCGAAGGAGAGGAUGGGGAGGACCCGGUCCUGCUCUUCUUCAGGGCGUGCGAGCUGCUCCGGGGACGCACAGUGACAGCAGCGGCGCCCUGGCCUGGCAGCACUGAGGCCGCUUUGCCAGAGAGCCCGCGGCCGGCAGCGAGCCGGGCCAUGAGGAGCGGCCGGGUCCGGGCCAGGCCUCGCUGACCCCGGCUCCGCGCGGCGGCCUUCCCCGUUUCCGCUCCAGCCUCUCGGCAUGAGAGUCCACCGGGGCCCGGGGCCGCGGCUGCCCCAGACCCGCCGCCCGCGGGCGCCCUGCGGCCCCGCGGGCCCGUGGUGCUGAUCCCAGCCGCCCACUGUGCUGCCCGCUCGCCCUCUGUAUGUCCUGGGGGCGCGGCCAUGGAGGUGGUGGGCGACUUCGAGUACAGCAAGAGGGACCUCGUGGGACACGGGGCCUUCGCCGUUGUCUUCCGGGGGCGGCACCGCCAGAAAACUGAUUGGGAGGUAGCUAUUAAAAGUAUUAAUAAAAAGAACUUGUCAAAAUCACAAAUACUGCUUGGAAAGGAAAUUAAAAUCUUAAAGGAACUUCAGCAUGAAAAUAUUGUAGCACUCUAUGAUGUUCAGGAAUUACCCAACUCUGUCUUUUUGGUGAUGGAGUAUUGCAAUGGUGGAGACCUGGCAGAUUAUUUGCAAGCUAAAGGAACUCUCAGUGAAGAUACUAUCAGAGUGUUUCUGCAUCAGAUUGCAGCUGCCAUGCGAAUCCUGCACAGCAAAGGAAUAAUCCACAGAGAUCUCAAACCGCAGAACAUCUUGUUGUCUUAUGCCAAUCGCAGAAAGUCCAGUGUCAGUGGUAUUCGCAUCAAAAUAGCGGAUUUUGGCUUUGCUCGUUACCUGCAUAGUAACAUGAUGGCUGCUACCCUGUGUGGAUCCCCGAUGUACAUGGCUCCUGAGGUUAUUAUGUCUCAACAUUAUGAUGCCAAGGCAGACUUGUGGAGCAUAGGAACAGUGAUCUAUCAGUGCCUCGUAGGAAAGCCACCUUUUCAGGCCAAUAGUCCUCAAGACUUAAGGAUGUUUUAUGAAAAAAACAGGAGCUUAAUGCCUAGUAUUCCCAGGGAAACGUCACCUUAUCUGGCUAAUCUUCUUUUGGGUUUGCUUCAGAGAAACCAAAAAGAUAGAAUGGAUUUUGAGACAUUUUUUAGCCAUCCUUUCCUUGAGCAAGUUCCAGUAAAAAAAUCUUGCCCAGUACCAGUGCCUGUGUACGCUGGCUCUGUCUCUGCAAGUUCCUGUGGCAGCUCUCCAUCCUGUCGUUUUGCUUCUCCACCAUCCCUUCCAGAUAUGCAGCAUAUUCAGGAAGAAAACUUAUCUUCCCCACCAUUGGGUCCUCCCAACUAUCUACAAGUGUCCAAAGAUUCUGCCAGUACUAGUAGCAAGAACUCUUCUUGUGACACGGAUGACUUUGUUUUGGUUCCACACAACAUCUCGUCAGACCACUCAUGUGACGUGCCAAUGGGAGCUGCUGGCAGACGUGCCUCCCAGGACUUCUUGGUGUGUGGAGGGCAGUGUCAGCCUACCAUGUCAUCUCACAGUGAAACAGCCCCAAUUCCAGUUCCUACUCAAAUAAGGAAUUAUCAGCGCAUAGAGCAGAAUCUGACAUCUACUGCCAGCUCAGGCACAAAUCCACAUGGUUCUCCAAGAUCUGCAGUGGUCCGAAGGUCCAACACUAGCCCCAUGGGCUUUCUCCGGCUGGGAUCUUGCUCCCCAGUGCCAGCAGACACAGUACAGACAGUUGGACGAAGACUCUCCACUGGGUCUUCCAGGCCUUAUUCACCUUCCCCUUUGGUUGGUACCAUUCCUGAGCAGCUUAGUCAGUGCUGUUGUGGACAUCCUCAGGGCCAUGAAUCUAGAAGUAGAAACUCUUCAGGAUCUCCAGUGCCGCAGGCUCAGUCCCCACAGCCUCUCCUAUUGGGUGCUAGACUGCAGAGCGCCCCCACCCUCACUGACAUCUAUCAGAACAAGCAGAAGCUCAGAAAACAGCAUUCUGACCCUGUGUGCCCAUCCCAUGCCGGGGCUGGGUACAGCUGCUCACCUCAGCCUAGUCGUCCUGGCAGCCUUGGAACCUCUCCCACCAAACACAUGGGAUCCUCUCCACGGGGUUCUGACUGGUUCUUUAGAACUCCGUUACCAACAAUCAUUGGCUCUCCUACUAAGACCACAGCUCCUUUCAAAAUCCCCAAAACGCAAGCAUCUUCCAACCUGUUAGCCUUGGUUCCUCGUCAUGGGCCUACUGAAGGGCAGUCCAGAGACAGGAGUGACCCACGGGAGUGCGCCCAUUGCCUCUCAGGGCUCGGGAGUGAGAGGCCACGCUCUGAACAGCAGAACAAGGCAGAGUUCGGCAGGUCUGUCAGUACUGGGAAAUUAUCAGAUCAACAAGUGAAGAUGCCUUUAGGUGGACACCAGGGCAGCACAGACAGCUUAAAUACUGAGCGGCCAAUGGAUAUAGCUCCUGCAGGAGCCUGUGGUGGUGUGCUGGCGCCUCCUACAGGGACAGCGGCAAGUUCUAGGGCUGUCCUCUUCACUGUAGGGUCCCCUCCACACAGUGCCACGGCCCCCACUUGUACCCACAUGGUCCUUCGGACAAGAACAACCUCAGUGGGGUCCAGCAGCUCUGGAGGCUCUCUGUGCUCUGCGAGUGGCCGUGUGUGUGUGGGUUCCCCACCUGGGCUGGGCGUGAGCUCUUCCCCUCCCGGAGCAGAGGCAGCUCCCAGCCUGAGAUUCGUGCCUUACGGUGCUUCACCCCCCAGCCUAGAGGGGCUCAUCACCUUUGAAGCCCCUGAACUGCCGGAGGAGACACUGAUGGAGCGUGAACACACAGACACCCUGCGCCAUCUGAACGCAAUGCUCAUGUUCACCGACUGCGUGCUGGACCUGACCGCCGUCCGGGGAGGAGACCCUGAGCUGUACACGUCGGCAGUGUCUCUGUACCAGAUUCAAGAGAGUGUGGUUGUAGACCAGAUCAGUCAGCUGAGCAAAGACUGGGGGAGGGUGGAGCAGCUGGUGUUAUACAUGAAGGCAGCACAGCUGCUGGCGGCUUCUCUGCAUCUUGCCAAAGCUCAGAUCAAGUCUGGGAAACUGAGCCCAUCCACAGCUGUGAAACAAGUUGUCAGAACUCUGAAUGAACGGUACAAAUUCUGCAUCGCCAUGUGCAAGAAACUUACAGAGAAGCUGACCCGCUUCUUCUCUGACAAACAGAGGUUUAUUGAUGAAAUCAACAGCGUGACAGCAGAGAAGCUCAUCUAUAACUGUGCUGUAGAAAUGGUUCAGUCUGCAGCCCUGGAUGAGAUGUUUCAACAGACUGAAGAUAUUGUAUAUCGCUAUCAUAAGGCAGCCCUUCUUUUGGAAGGCCUAACUAAGAUUCUACAGGACCCUGCAGAUAUUGAAAAUGUACAUAAAUAUAAAUCUAGUAUUGAAAGAAGACUGUCAGCACUCUGCUACAGCCCGGCACCCAUGUGAGCAGCAGCAGGCUUGCCCUGUGGACUGGCGGGAGGAGCGUAAGGGAUGCAUUUGGGAUGACAGCGGGGCUCAGUCACCCAUACCCAGGAAGCUGUAGUUUCUUAACUGGUGACUACCAAAGAACGAGCAGUGAUUUCAAACAGAAAAACAAUCCAAAAACUACAUCUUUAUAGGAUCUGCCUUAUUGGAGAAGUCACCCCUUCCCUUUUUCUUUGUAGAAGCGGAAGAGUGUUCUACUUGGCUCCCAAUCUGAAUUUGGUAAAUAAAUGUACCUUAGAACUAGAAUUAUCAGUACCGUUAUUCUUGAGAAUAAUUAAAAAUGCAACAAAGUGAGUGGCUCUUCACUCAGUUCACCAGAGCAAUGUGUGAAGUUUCAUGUGUUUGCUGAAGUAUGAAAGUAAAAAAGUCCAUAUCUCAUCAGGCAGUUUGAUGUUUUGUCUAAAUCUGAGCACACGUCUUCAAAAGCUCAGGAAGAAAUAGCUGAAGAAGCAGCAACAGACGGCUCCUGGAAGAGACUGUGAAGCCUUCAAUUUGAUCUAAUACGGACACAUAUUAAUCUUCCAUAAAAUCUUUCAUAUUGCACUAAUUUAUUAAACAACUGUAUAUUGGAUUUUGCAAUUUAAAACUAACUGAGGCACAAUGGACUUGUUUAAAAUAUUUUACUUGAUUAUAUACAUAUAUCCUUUCCAGAAUUCAUGUAUAAUCUGGAGUGAACUUUUAAAUGGUCAGAAACUUGUGUUCAUGUGAACCUUUGCAUUACUUUUUACCUAUUCAUCUACACCCACAGAUUUCUCAGUAAUAUUUGGAGUCGCUGGUUGUCACUUUGGGUUGCAUUUUUUUUAUUGUGCAUGCAGACUGUGCAUUGGUGCCUGUGACCUUAGGUUUAUUUGGGCAGUAUUAGAAAAAAGUAUCAUGAAUCAAGAGGCACUCUUGAGAAUUUUAAUAGGGCCAAAACAAAGUUGGUGAUCUAAAAGCUUGUUAAUAAUGUGGAGUUUCUACACAAAGUUAGUGAAGAAUAAGUUUUGUUUUCUGUUAGGAAAAUGGGCAGCUCUCUCCAGCGUGAUGUGUGAGUCUCAUGUUAAUCCUGACAGUUUACCAAACGGCUAGUCAUGCAGGAUGCGGGGAGUGACCCGGCCCCCUCCAGGGAGCGGUUCCUGUGUUGUAUGUAUAUUUCUGGGUUUCUUUUACUUACCUGCUUGAAUACUUGAAUAAACCUUUUGCCACUUUUAAUCUUUUUAUUUUAAUCCUUUCACAUAAAGUAAUCUAAACUCUCCAACAAAUUACACAGAAGCUCUUUGGCACUAAUCUCAUUUUAGUGUACUGAUAAAAAUAAGCAGACACAAACAUGGUUUUCCUUUGACAAAGUAAUGUAAUUUUUACCUUAUUUAUCUGUAUGAAAUUCCAGCGGUUAAUUUGAACAUUUAUUUACAUGAUGUUUAUAUUUUUAGUCUUUAAUAACAGUGUUUCUACCUCUUGUUUGUAACUGCACGCAUUAUUCUUGAAACUCGAUAAAACUCUCUCAAUUGUUAUGUAAUAGCCUUUUUAUUAUUAUCUGUACAAAUGCAUAUUAAGGUAAAAUAAAACUGACCAAGUGUUUCUAGGGUUGGAUCCAUACGAAGUGGGUUGUCAACCAGAUCCUUCCUCAGUGAGUUCAGAGGCCUGGUCCUUCGUGUCCUCUGUCCUGCCCCAGGCCUAGAUUCUCAGUGACCGUCGGGCUCCCGGACACAUCACUGAACACAGUGAUGGUUCCUGCCUCUCCCUGUUGUUUGUGAUGCUGUCUUGUGUAUAAUUUUUGAGUGUACAAUGCAGUUUUAUUCACGUUCUCUCAGUCAGCACCUUGUUACCUUAGUCGUAGGUUUAUUCUGUCCUCUCCUCUCCUCUCCUCUCCUGCUCCCACUUUUUAUUUACAUAGGAUAAAACAGGUUCAGAGAGGGUUUAAGUGACUGGUCUGAAGUCAGGACUUAGGCAAGUGGCCAGGCCAUGCUUUGUGACUUCCAAGUUCAUUCUUCUUGCUCUUGUAUAAGAAAGGUCUUGGGGUAGAUGGUGUGUGUGACACAGUAAAGUCUUGAUGGCAGAGAAGAACAAACUGUAAAUUCAUGAGUAAUGGUUCUGAUUAUACUUCCAUUAUCAAGGCUCAUUGUUUUAAGAGAUUUUGCCUUGAUUAUAGCAAUAAUAAACAAAUGCUUUAUGUUUC
Molecule: messenger RNA, 5821 nt
Organism: Otolemur garnettii (small-eared galago)
Lineage: Eukaryota; Metazoa; Chordata; Mammalia; Primates; Galagidae
Gene: ULK2
Product: unc-51 like autophagy activating kinase 2
Exons: 27
Coding region: 517-3627 (1036 amino acids)
Biological process (GO): autophagosome organization; autophagy; peptidyl-serine phosphorylation
Cellular component (GO): autophagosome; cytoplasm
Molecular function (GO): protein serine/threonine kinase activity; ATP binding
Source: RefSeq, a predicted model, not a curated record